AUGGAAACAGAGGACAAAGAUGACACAAAUGCACAAUGGGAUGAUGGUGGUGGCACUGGAGCUAUAGUUGGUGGAACUGGACUAGGUGGUGGCACUGGACUCGGUGGUGGCACUGAAGCUAUAAGUGGUGCAGCUGCAACUGGAACUGUAGGUGGUGGAGCUAUGGAGGAAGAUGAAAGGGAGAUAGGGACUGAAUCUCCAAAAGAAGGAAGUCAGGAGAAUAACAUCGAUAUNAGUGGAACUGGACUAGGUGGUGGCACUAGACUCGGUGGUGACACUGGAGCUAUAGGUGGUGGAGCUAUAACUGGAACUAUAGGCGGUGGAGCUAUGGAGGAAGAUGAAUGGGAGAUAGGGACUGAAUCUCCAAAAGAAGGAAUAGGUAGUACCUCAGAAAUAUCUAAGUGA
Molecule: messenger RNA, 405 nt
Organism: Nicotiana tabacum (common tobacco)
Lineage: Eukaryota; Viridiplantae; Streptophyta; Magnoliopsida; Solanales; Solanaceae
Source: RefSeq, a predicted model, not a curated record